ACAAACGUUGAAUCAGCGUCGGUGAGCAGCUACCUGCCAGCACAAAGUUUUUAUUUCCUACUCUGUUACCUAGCAACCGCUGAUGGAAACGCAACAGUGGCGGCGGAGUGGAGAUGAGUGAGUGAUUCCAGAAAGUAAAUGUGUAUACACAGCUGUAUUAGCCGUUAGGAGACUGAGGGGAGCUGCAGUAUGGAGUGUACAUGAAGUACUUGGUGCCAUCUGUAGGCCACCAGGAAAUCUUCUCUUCAUAUAAAACAUAGAAAAAUCAUCCAGACAUUGUACAUUUAUAAUGGCUCUAACAUACAUAAAAGAGAAAAGAGUUUCUCCAAAGCAACUUCAGCUCAGUGUAUCUCAACACCAGACAUUGUUUUCCAGACAUUUUUCCCAUUAAUAAUUCCAUAAUUUCAAUCAAGUAAAAAAUAAAAAUAUUUUCCUGCUGUUUGUUUGUUUUUAUCCAAAACAGAAGAUGUUUUGUCAUAUUUAGGAAUGUGGAUUAAUCCUGGUGUAAUUUGCUAAUUGCCAAUCAACUGCAGUGAUUAUGUAUUGAUAGAUGGCAGAUGUUCAGAGCCGUGUCCCUGUGAGGUCAAAGGGGAAAUGAUGAUGCAGAAGAAAAUUCUUAAAAGGAGUAAAUCAAAUCUUUUUGGCUGUAACAGUCAGACCAUCAUCACGGUUUGCUGCUGUACAGGGAACAGCUGAGGAAGAAGUGUUCACUUUGUUAAGGACCGUGUUCCUGAACAUUUUAUUUUGUAUUUUACUCACAGGACAGCCGUCUGAACUUGUUCAAUCUAAAUUGGGAAAGGGUUCAAACUGCUCCUGAAAUCUCUUCUCCCUCUGUGGGCCAGUAACACAGUAAUAAAGUCCUGGCGCCAAGCACCACAGUUGCUAAGUAACGUUAUUAAACAAGAGGAACCUGGACUUUCUGUGUUUGGUGGAGGAGAGACUGGGGAAAUGUUCAUUCCUGACCUCUUCCUCAACUAUCCUCUGGUACCAGGUAAUUUUAGGGAAUAUUCUCUUAUUCUUAUUACAUUUUAUGAAGAUUUUAUUUUUUCCAGAUUGAAAAUGUCAUUAUUAGAUUAAUCACUAGGUGGUAACAGUGUAACUGUUGUUUCUGUCACAGACAGAAAGGCUCGAGGUAAACGGCUGUUUUGUGGACAUGGAUUUUAGUUUAAGCCAAAUAUUCUGAUAAGAUGUAAUUUAUUAAAAUUUAAAAUGUAGUCAUUCCAAGCGCUAACAUCUAAGUUAAUUAUUGGUAAUUAUGUCUAUAACAUUACUACAACAUUAACUUCAGUGAAUUUGGACUGUGGGUGAAUUUAAUAUUCAUUAUAAAUAAAGAACUGUGUUAGAAAUUCACAUAAGUGACUUAAGUGUAAUUUAAUUUUUCAAAAGAAACUCCUGAUUAUUUGAAGUUGAUCUGUUUUCUGUUGUGGAUUAAAAAAAAAACAAUUUUUAACAUUAUUUACUGUAGGUCCCUGUGGACAAAGUCCAAAAUGUUGCUGGGUAUUUGUGAGACCAAUAACUCCUCCCCUUGUCUAAUAACUCCUGACCAGAUUCUUUUAGUACAACUACACUAAAUCAAUCAUUGCAUUUGGCCCGGUAUGUGUGUUAUCUAAUUGCAGGUAAUAAUUUCAUGCAAUAGCUUUCUAUAGGAGGUUAUAAUGGGAACAAGCACCAGUGGAUAACCUCUCUCAUCCUGAGGAUGAUGAAUGAGGCGAGAGAGGGCCUUGGGGUGUAACACAGACACAAACAGACACACACUCCUUUAGACAGGGAGGGGAGAAGAGAGCGCCGCCCUCAUCACACUUCCAACACUGCUCAACUAUCAUUUAUCAAAGUCCUGCUUUGACUCUUCACACACGGACACGUACACCAGUACAGUACAACCAUGUCUGCCAACACACACGUGUGAUGUUGGCUUCAACACACACGCACAGACACACACACACACACACACACGCCUGAAAGGAAGCAAACGGCUCAAUCAGUAGCUGGGUGAGGGAGCAUCAACACUCAUUUGUUUCUGCUGUAUUAUCCAGCGUCGCCUCUCUCUCCUAUUGUUCCCCUGCAUUAGCCUUAAUUAGAGAGUCAUGCUCUUAAAUACCCCCAUGGGCAACACCGGGUGAGCACGCACUCCUACAGACACAACACAAUGACACACACACACAGUGACACACACACAAUGCUCAGGCUCUCAUUCCUCAGAGAGCAUGCUUUCCUCACUGCCCUGGGCCAUACAUAAGCCCUCGUAUUUGAAUAAAUUACAUCACGCCCUGAACACACAUACUUAAACAUAAGUAUACACACAUUGAUUUAGAGAAGUACUUUGUUUUACUUUACAACAGUAAUAGCAAACAUUUAAAAGAAACAAAAGUGGUAUUUUUAAAUUGAACUUUUUAUUUUAUUUAAUAUUAAAUAUUAAGCUAUUCAAAUAAUAAACAUGUACUUUAAUUUGUGUGAAAAAUGUAAAAAAAAAAAGUAUGAAUAAUUGUGUAACCAAACAAAAACUUGUGCAAUGCAAUACUGUUGGGGACCCCAUGUGGGUCACUGACCCAAUGUUGAAAACCCUGUAAUCAAGUUUUUCUUGCCUUAAAAAAUUAGACUGAUUUGGCUAAAGCCCCUGUUGAGAUGUUGGACCACUUCCAACUUUCUACAUUUUCCAGUCACUUUUUGAGGUGUCCACAUUUUUUCUGUCUAAAUAAAGUUCUAUAAUAUACUUUUUUGAAUACAGAAAAAGCCUGUUAAUCUAUUUAGUAUUUCAGAAGGACUGUUUGCUCCAUGGAUAUACUCUGUUAAGGUGGACUGAUACAUUUGUAUAUGAUUCAUCUGUAUGAUGCAAGCUUCUCAGAUCAAAGGUUCUUCAAAGCUGAUUGUGUUCAUGCAGUCUUAUAACCCUGCCUUUGAUGUCGUACGGACUCAUCCACAUCUGGGUUAGAGUGACAUUUCAUCCAUUUUUAUUUCAUCUUGUUUUUUAAACUGUUCGUUAACUUCUGUGUUUUUAGUACCAUGCCUAAAGGGAAAAAGAAGAAGGGUAACGAGCUGACCCUUCAGGCUGCCAAAAAGGCAGUGGAGGUCACAGCAGAUGGAGUGCGCAGACUCACCCUCAGCAAAAUGCGUCUGACCAAAUUCCCUGACUGUCUCCUCAAACUGCCCAAUGUUGACGAGCUGGACCUCAGCAGAAACCUGAUCAAGGAACUUCCCAAAAACAUUGGGGACUUAAAGUCCCUCAAACUGCUGGACCUCCACACCAACAAACUGGAGUCUGUGCCAGAAUCUAUUGGGAACAUGGCAGCACUGACCCACCUCAACCUUUCUAACAACUACAUCACCUCGGAGGGUUUGCCCUCCACACUGGGCUCCCUCGCCAACCUCAAGACUCUCAAUCUGGGUUUAAACAAGCUGGACUCUCUGCCGUCCACCCUGGAGGCGUUGAAUAACCUCGAAGACCUGGGCCUGUUUGAUAACCAGUUCAUCAAUCUGCCGGAUUAUGUGACCACGUUACCGAACCUGAUUAAGAUAAACGUAAGACGCAAUCCUCUGUCCGGCAUCCAGGCGGAAGAACUGGAAAAAAAAGUUAGGAAAGACAGAAAGAAAAAAGGACGGAAAAAAGAAGACGGCAGCAUGUGUGGGAGUGAAGACUCCGAAGGAGACAGCGAGGUUGAGAUGGUGGAGGAGAAAAGGAGGUACGUCGGCCUGAUUGUGCCGAACUCGGUGGCUAAAGUCAAUCAGGACGAGUGGAGGAUACGCAAGACGGACCAGACGUGAGCACGAGGCUGUAACGUCUCGUACAUUUACAGGAUACAAACGUGGGCCGGUUCUAAGCAGUUGAACACAUUUUGAUCACGUGUCACGACUGGCCUGAAAAGGUGGCGUUGGACCUUUGGAACUGUGGGAGAUGGGACCAUACCACAGGGAAAAAACUAAUGGAAAACGAAGGGGAGACAGAGGGGGAGUACAAACGUUGUUUUCUUUUUUAAAGGUAACAGUUCCUUUGAUUAGGAAAGCAAUUGGCACACAUCUGGAGCUGACUGCUGAUUGGUCAGCAUCUCCAGUAGCUUCAGUGCUGCUUGAUUAGACUGGAAUAAUUGGUAUGCACAUGUGUUUAUUUCUGUGUGUGUGUUAUGUGUGUGUGUUAUGGUAAUGGAUCAGAAUUAGAGUUUUUUUUAAUUUCUCUUUUUUUUUACAAUGCAUCUUGUGUGAUUUUGGUUCGUUUGUGCUCUGCUAAAAUAAAUACAGUCAGUUCAACAGUUUACUUUUAUUUAA
Messenger RNA from Cynoglossus semilaevis (tongue sole), 4257 nucleotides. It is a transcript of the gene lrrc18a, whose product is annotated as leucine rich repeat containing 18a. Lineage: Eukaryota; Metazoa; Chordata; Actinopteri; Pleuronectiformes; Cynoglossidae. The record is from RefSeq and is a predicted model, not a curated record. The transcript has a single exon. Gene Ontology annotation, cellular component: cytoplasm. Bases 3001 to 3759 code for a protein of 252 amino acids. Gene Ontology annotation, molecular function: protein binding.